ACCAGGUGCCGAACAUGCAGUGUGUACCAAAUGACCGCUCCACAUCAACUCCAGAAGUGGCAAAGCAGGAGAAGGUGUUCUGUUGAUCUUACGUAGGUAAUCUCUUCCAGUGAGCUCAGUAAGCAACACUGGUGAAAUGAGUUUAGGAGGAGAGGGCGGGCAAGACAGAGAAAGGACAGGACAUCAUGCUACGCUGUGCACUUCAAAGGAGGCCUGUGAGGCCAUGGUCCCGAAUGUGCCGGGCUUGGCGCAGCAGCGCAACGCUUCCGGAGCCAUCCACCUCUGAGAAUCGACAAUGUAUAGUGAUGACCUCCAACCUCAUAGCGAUGGCCUCCAACCGAAUAGCCAUGCUCCGGCGGCAUUUCGAAGAUGCACAUCAAUGGCGCAUGACAGAGGUCUUUGGUGACAAGAUGGUAGCGACACCACCAUCUGCUGCACAUGUCUUCAUCUCGUGUGCUUUUCUCGAGGGCAUUUUUCUAUGCGUCAACGUUGGCACAUUUUCUCCUUUGAUCUUCGAGAUGUUCAUGCCGUACCACCUGAAGUACACAGCGCUGGUCUUUGCCUGGUGGGGUGGUACUUAUCUUGGUCUGAACACGGCACGCUUUGGGCCAUUAGUGCAAGGUCCUUGGAUUUUCUGCCGCACCCUAGCGGGUCCCAUGGGCGUCACCCUUGGGGCUUUGGGCCUGGUACUAGCGGAUGGUGUUGCAGGCCUUGGUCCUUGGCCAAGUUAUUGGCUGAUGAUUAUUUGCUACUCAGGCAUGUCAUCCUUUGAUGUAGCCUUGGCUCGCAGAAAGCUUCUUCCGCCCUGGCUUUUGAAAUGGAAGCUCGGCAUCAGCGGCCUCAUUGUUGCGUCCUUGUUCUUUGGAGUGCUCAAGGGCAGAUACCUCGAAAAGAACGCUCAGAGACUGAUCCUGGAAGCGGAGUGACCGAAGAAAACAUGCGUUCCUUCGAGAAUCAAUGACACUUUGACACCAAUUGCCUGUCAUGUUCAUGCAACAAUUACAGGAUCGCAGCCAUUCAUGC
Messenger RNA from Durusdinium trenchii, 1023 nucleotides. The record is from the annotation of a GenBank genome assembly. Lineage: Eukaryota; Dinophyceae; Suessiales; Symbiodiniaceae.